Molecule: messenger RNA, 2415 nt
Organism: Drosophila busckii
Lineage: Eukaryota; Metazoa; Arthropoda; Insecta; Diptera; Drosophilidae
Product: ELKS/Rab6-interacting/CAST family member 1
Exons: 5
Coding region: 55-2091 (678 amino acids)
Source: RefSeq, a predicted model, not a curated record
AUAUAUUUAUUAUAUAGUGAAAUAAAAAUACAGAAUAUAUUUUGUGAAAUAAAAAUGUCCGAUAUUGAAAAUAUGGCAUUGAAAUGGAAAUCCACUGGCGAAGCCAACGAGAACAUUCCGCCGUUUAGCCCUAACAAGUUUAUAGAAGAAAUGCUAGAACGGACCACUGAUCUCGAUGCGGCUACCGAAAAUCUGAAAAAGAUACAGAAAAAAUUGGUAUUUAUGCUACUGGAAGGACCAUGGGACUAUAAUGAUGAACAUAUGACCAUGGUAAAGGGUUAUUAUGAUACACUGCUGACGAAUAAGGACAGAACAAUUGAUGAGCUAAACGCAAAAUUGCGCGAUAGCGAAGGGGCAGACAGGAGUCAAGCUGAGUGCCAAAACUGCGUGAAUUUGGAGAAUCGUCUGGAGAAACUUACGAAGGAGUUUGCAGACAUGCAAGAGAAUUUGCGCGACGCAGAGUUUAAGAAUUCCAAGCACAAAGUACAGGUCGAGCGUAAGAAGCGUGAACAUCGCAGAGCUUUGGACAUCAUUGAGAGUAGAAACGCCGACCUUAAUUUGGAAAUUGGGGCGUUAAAUCAAAAAGUUCUCUUAAUGAAAUUGCAGGAGCAGAAACUAAACCAGCAACUAAGUGAAUUGGGUGCUACUGGGGACAAGAAACUGGAUUUGAAUUUGCAGAUUGAUGCACUGAAUCAGAAAAUUGAGUCAAUGAGAUUGCAAGAGCAGCAGCUAUACGACAAGUUAAAUAAUCAGCGUAGUGAAUUAGACGAAACUAAGAGCCAGAACGUGAACAAAAAUUUGGAAAUUUCUGCACUGAAUCAGAAAAUUGAUCAGCAGGAGAAGAUUCUCAACUAUCUGCGCAGUGAAUUUAGCGCAACUGAGGCCAAGAACCUAGCCUUGAUGUCGGAAAUUGAUGCAAUGAAAAAGGAAAUUGGGUCGAUAAGAUUGGAGGAGAAUCAGCUGAACUCUCAGCGGAGUGAAUUGGACGACACUAUGAACAGGAACGUAUCUUUGAGUUCGGAAAUAGCUGCAUUAAAUCAGAAAGUUGAGUCUAUGAAAAUGCAGGAGCAGCAGCUUAACAAUGAGACCAAUUGUCUUCGGAGCAGAUUGGUCGCUACUGAAAACAUGAACGUGGACUUGAACACAGAAAUUACUGCACUGAAUCGGGAAAUUGGGUCGAUGAAAUUGGAGCAGCAGAAGCUAAGCUAUCAGCGUACUGAAUUGAGCACCACAGAGAACAAGAACGUGAGUUCGGAAAUAGCUGCACUAAAUCAGAAAAUUGAGUCGAUGCAAAUUCAGGAGCAGCAGCUCAAAGAUCAUAUUAUUAAUCUGCGAAGCGGAUUGCUCGCCACUGAAAGCAAGAACAUAGAGCUCAAUUCAGAAAUUACUGCACUGAAUGAAGAAUCGAUGAAAUUAAGAGAGCAGAAGUUGAGCUAUCAGCCUUGUGAAUUGUGCGCCACUGACAGUAAGAACGUGGACUUGAAUCCAGAAAUUACUGCACUAAAUCGGGAAAUUGAGUCGUCGAAAUUGCUGGAGCAGGAGCUCAGCAUGAAGAUAAGUUAUCUUCAAAGCGGAUUGGUCGCCACUGAAAACAAGAACGUGGCCUUAAAUUCGGAAAUUGAUUCACUGAAUCAGAAAAUUGAGUCAAUGAGAUUGGAAGAGCAGCAGCUCAUAUAUCAGCUGACGAUGUACAAGCAACGCAAUCAGAUCAAUGUCCGUAAGCUGCAUAUGCAGGUAAGGCUGCGUAAGUUCGCGGAUUUGAAGAACACUCUGGACGAAGGCAGUGCCUUUGAUUGGUUGGGUGAAAGCUUCGCCGAUGGGGAUGCUUUGGAGCAGGUCACUAAGCUGUUUGGCAUACUGCGGCAAAAGCGUAUAGAGGUCGAUUACCAAUUGAGCAAACUAAAGAUUUCAGCUCCAGCUACCAAGGAUUCGCACUCUCAAACAUAUUUCACCUCGUCAUCUAAGUGCAGCAUAAAAGAAUUCACCUCGCCACCUGAGGGCAGCACAAAGGAAUUCACCACGCCUUCUGAGGGGAGCAUAAAUGAUUUCACCACUCCACCCGAGGACAGCACAGAAGAUUUCGAAGGCUAAUUUGUUCUUCCCGUUUCUGGUUAAAUUGGUGCCGCAUCAGAGUAUCAAAAUACAUCAGAAAAAUAAAUACUAAACCCAACAUUUGCGCCUAAUUUUGUAAAUCAUGAUAUCGUAAUUAAUUUUUGCAGCAACCAAACAGUUCGAGAAGAAGAAGAAGAAGCAGCAGCAGAAGAAAGGUUAGCCGACAAAGCCGUAGCCACGUCAACGUCGGCGUCAGCGUCGCUGCUGGCGUCAGCGUCUUUAGCCAGAAAUGGCUGCAGACUCUCUCGCUCUCACGCAAAACCAAUUAAUAUUUGAGCUGCUGCUCCUGCAGCAACAAUUAAA